Messenger RNA from Fomitopsis serialis, 1634 nucleotides. RefSeq lists its product as uncharacterized. Lineage: Eukaryota; Fungi; Basidiomycota; Agaricomycetes; Polyporales; Fomitopsidaceae. The transcript is spliced from 9 exons. The coding region runs from base 113 to 1447 and encodes 444 amino acids. The record is from RefSeq and is a predicted model, not a curated record.
UCUCUGCGGCGCAUGGUCACUCAGCGCGAGCAGCGGUGACAUACCGGGACGACGGUUCGGAACGCCGUAUCUCAUAGAUGGCAAGCAACGGUUGACCUCGAUACGAAGAUUCAUGCAGGGCGAAAUUUUGUUCAAAGAUCCAAACACUGGCGAGAGAUUCACAUACGAAGACAUUGGCGUAUUCAAAGGGGUCAAGGUGCUGCCUGAGCGAUACAAGAAGAUCUUCCGUGCGAAGCAAAUCGUCUGCAUAGAGUAUCAGGACAUCACCAACGCGAGCGAGCGGGAGAUCUUCCAGCGCGUCCAACUUGGAAUGGCGCUGACUCUGGCAGAAAAACUGCAAGCCAUAGCGUCUCCGAUGGGCGAAUUUAUUCACGACCUGCAGGCGCAAUACGUCAGCCCAAGCGACGAGCUCGGGCUCAGUUCACUGCUCGACUGGGAUGUUACGCGAGGGAACGACUUCCGGUGUCUCGUGCACGCGGCGCACUCGGUCGAGCGAUGGCCAAAUGUAAGCACCUUCCCAGGUCCGGAGGGGCUGCGGAAGUGGCUGGAGCGCGACGAGGAGCCGGAGUCCAAGUUUACCACAGGUCUGCACCAGACAAUGGACAUCUUCCUGAUGCUCGCGCGCGAGCAGAACGGGGCGAUGUUCAAGAUGGCUGACGUGAAGAAGCUUGCGCCCGCCGAAUUCAUCGCGAUCGUCGUUCUCAUCCACACGUGGAAGGCCAAGCUCAGUGUGAGUGCGUUCAAGAAGGCGAUCCGGGACAUGCGCAAACACGUACGCGAGAAGGAGCACGACAUCCGGACGAACGGUCGCGUGAUGGCCCUGCUGUGGGACUUCAUUAGGUCUAUGAAGCUGGAGAAGUACAGGGGCCAGGACAGCACGGAGACACCGGUUGCGAAGGUGCGGCCGCUGAAGCGGAAGCGCAGGCAGGACGAGGAUGACUCGAUGAGCGUGGAUAGCGAGGAGAGGAAGGCCCCGGCGAAGAGGAAGGUGGAGGCAAAGGAAGACUUCCCGACUGUGUCCCAAGCGCAUGCGAUGGCGUCUCGUCCGUCUCCUGUAUCUCGCCCGCCGUCGCAUACGAGUCGCCAACCGUCGCACACCAGUGGCCCGCCCACGCCUAUGCCCCCUUCUCAGCCAUCUUACUCCGCGGCGCCCUAUCCCACACCGCCAGCUCAUGACCGACUCGCCGCGCUGCGGGCGGUGAGAGAGAUGGGGCGGGACGUACCGAACUCGCAGACGCACCCGUCGAGCGUGCCGUUCUCUCCGUCACACCCUUCGACAUCGAGUAUGCAGCAAGGGGGUCCAGGCACGCCGAUCACUGAUGCCGAAAUGGCGAGGAUGGCUGCCCAACAGCUGAUGAGCAACAACCCUGUGUGGCCUAUGCCGCUCCCCGGGCAACAGGCGAACGGCCAUUAUCAACCUCCUCAGCAUCCGACAUAUCGCUACUAGGGCUGGAGAACAUCCUGACUGGUACGGAGAUGACUAGUAUCGAACGUAUGGUUUUGUCGCGGGCUUGCGCAUUGUAAUGUAUAAUACGUACUUAUCACCUUCAUAUUCUGAAUGUUCCCUUGCCGUGACGCAUAGAGAUUUUGACCCAGAACACUGCAGGCCUGGGUAUGCGAUGCUUGCACAAGAC